Messenger RNA from Fomitopsis serialis, 1152 nucleotides. RefSeq lists its product as uncharacterized. The transcript is spliced from 7 exons. The record is from RefSeq and is a predicted model, not a curated record. NCBI's taxonomy places the organism in Eukaryota, Fungi, Basidiomycota, Agaricomycetes, Polyporales, Fomitopsidaceae. Bases 282 to 1004 code for a protein of 240 amino acids.
CAACAUGAUGGGGACUUGCCAGUGGCGUCUGCAGCAAACCUUUCUUCUUCCCCCGUCUCCCGCUUUCACCUUUUUCCAACUCUGACGAUGAGGCUCUUUUGAGUAGGGCCUGCAUGCGUCUGUCUGUUGUUUCCUGGCCUUGCACGAGCAAUUGACUUGCUGCCUGCUCCUCGUCCAGUUAUCUCUGGGAGAACUGGCUGGUAUUGUGCGAUAUCUCGACCUGGAGUGCUCUCCUCCCUGGCAAGACCCAUCAACCAUAGUGUUUAGAAACCCACUCAGCCAUGCUUGCUACUACCCUUGCGAACAUUGAGCUUCCGCCGAUCUUUUCCAAGGUCAGGCUCAUCGCCUUCGCAUUGAUGACGAUGUUGAGCUUGGUUGGGACGACGCUAUUGUGCGUAGAGUUGUUCGUCAGAGAGGAUGUGACAGUCGAUUCCCAAAGAAACAUUGUGUUGCUCCUGAUCCUUAUCAAUUCCUUCACAUCUAUCAUGUUUCCUGCAAUGCUCCUUAUCCAAUAUACCCCAUUGUGGGAGGCUGUUCGGCUGAUAUGCCUUGUCUUCUUUCAAAUCGGCACGUCCGCCAUAUACACAGCAUGGUUCUCAGCCUUCAGAUGCCCGGAUCCCGUGGCUACUUGCAGACGCAUCAACAUGGCUAUCUUGGCCAGCGUAUGGGUCAUACCCACACUUCUCUUGAUAUAUUCCGGCGUCCUGGCCGCCAUGGUGUACUGGGGCUGGAAGCAUCCAGAGUUUCAGACCGUCAUCUUACGCGAGAAACGGGAAUCUGAGCUUCCCAUGAUGUCUCCGCCGCCUGAGCAAUUGCGUGUUAGAUCCAGUGCAUUUGCUGGUCUGCUCGAAGCGGGAGGUGGAGGAGCUAAGCCGCCCGCUGUACCUGUCCUUGCACCGACACGAGCUGUUGAUAUUGAGAAGCGAAUCUCAUUGCAGUCAGCAAAGUCCUCUUCCUCUCAAUCGUCGAAGUUGUCGAAAGGGAGGCCGAAAGAAUUUUACUAGCUCUUGGGACAUUGUCAUUGUUGUACGCUUGUUCUUGAACUGUCUUCAUAUGUGUAGUCAAAUUGUUUACGAAGCAACCCGCGCUCCUUAUGUUAUCACUGUAUCGUUGUCUGAUUGAAUGACCGAGUAGCGUCUUUGUUCAGGUCGA